Lathyrus oleraceus (garden pea) is the source of this 1693-nucleotide messenger RNA. Its product is annotated as F-box/kelch-repeat protein At3g23880. The record is from RefSeq and is a predicted model, not a curated record. Bases 39 to 1328 code for a protein of 429 amino acids. Gene Ontology annotation, molecular function: protein binding. Lineage: Eukaryota; Viridiplantae; Streptophyta; Magnoliopsida; Fabales; Fabaceae. The transcript is spliced from 2 exons.
UUUCAAGAAUCCUUACCGAAUUUACAGAAUUUACAAUCAUGUUUCCAUAUCCGGUGUUCAUCUCUGGAGAUCUCAUUGUUGAGGUGUUAUCUCUUCUUAAUGUGAAAUCUAUUCUUCGAUUCAGAUGUGUUAACAAGCAUUGGGAUACUCUCAUUUCCCAUCCAACUUUUGUGAAUUUGCAUCUCAAGAAAUCAGCAAAACAAAAUCCUCACUUCUUACUCAUCACCGAACAUGGAACACAUAUCCCAGGUGAGUCACCCUAUGGUAGUGAUGAUGAAGCGGAGUAUGAACGUGGUGUCAUUCCCUACUCCAUAAGAAGCUUACUCGAGAAUCCUUCAUUCGCGCUUUCCAUCGACUCUUUUUACUUGGUGCAAGACAAAGGAUGCUCUGAUAUAGUUGGUUCCUGCAAUGGAUUGAUCUGUUUAAUAGGUGAAUCCAACAUCCGUGAGUAUAAAGAGUACUGGUUCCGAUUAUGGAACCCAUCCACCAGGACAACAUCGCCAAAAUUUGGGUUCUUACGCUUAUUUCACAAUCUUCCCGGUUACACCGCCUAUAAUGACUAUUUCAACUUUACCUUUGGUUAUGAUAACUCUACAGACACUUAUAAGAUAUUUGCCUCAACUUACAUUACGCGUGAAUUGAGAAGCGAUGUCAGAAUUCUAAGUUUGAGUGAUGAUGUUUGGAGAGAUAUUCAAACUUUCCCUGUCGAUCCUUUGUCCUCUUGUGAAACUGGUGUGUCUUUCAAAAGCACUAUUAACUGGUUGGCCAUUCAUAAUACAGUUUGGUAUAGCGGCGAUUAUUAUAAGGAUAUUACUAUUGAUCAAUUUUUGAUUGUUUCCCUUGAUUUGAGGACAGAGACAUACAAUCAGUACUUAUUGCCUCGUGAAUUUGAUGAAGUUCCACCUAUAGCUCCAGUUAUUGGUGUGUUGGGAGACUGUCUUUGUUUUUCUUAUCGUUAUAAGGAAACCGAUCUUAUUAUAUGGCAGAUGAAGAAAUUUGGGGUCCAAGAUUCUUGGACUCAAUUUCUUAAAAUUAGUUGUCACUCUCUUCAAAUUGAUUAUGACUAUAGUGAAUAUAUGAAGUAUCAUUUUGAUUUGGUUCCACUAUUUCUUUCUAAGGAUGGUGAUACACUGAUACUUAAUAACAUUCAAGAAGACCAUAAAAUUCUCUAUAAUUGGAGAAAUAAUAGUGUAGUGCGAACAAAUAUUACUGCAAGAAAAACAAUUACUCAGGAUGAAACUUCGGAUUUGGUCUCAUGCUCAUCCAAUGGCUAUUUUGAAAGCUUAGUUUCAGUUUUUGGAGUAAUUAAAAGGACAGCCAAUAGCUAAUACAGUUUGGGAAUUCAGAGGUUUGAGGAACAACAGUUAAGGCAAUGGUGGGGGAGAAAGAAUUCAUAGGAAUAUAUGGCUGCAAGAUUUGACCUCUUUUGACAUGUAGUGUAAUAAGUGUUUUUUCUACCUGUUGUCAGAACAGUUUAUUGUAUUACUUUCCAUACAAGUAUAAAAGACAUGAUGCAGCCUUGUCUUGGUCUUGGCUGAGAUAAAAUUACUCGGUGCUGGUAAUUUCUUCAAUUUUAGGUUUAAGGAAGAUGUGUCUUCCCUUUUUAAGUAUUCAUAAUUCUUAUAUUCCUUAUUAUACUUUGAGUAUGUCCAUGGGAAUGUGGUUAUUAGGCACUCUCGUGGAUUUCAAGUUA